CCUGCAUUUUGGUUAUCGGCACGGUCGCACCACGCGGAGAAGUCUUUUCAAAAGUUUUGAAUCAAAAACAAAACAUUAACGAAAUGGUAUCCCAGGAGCAAAUCCAAGCCAUCGGCGGGGUCCUGAACAACAAGGAUCGUCCUCUGAAGGAGCGAUUCCGCGCCUUGUUUACGCUGAAGAACAUCGGCGGUGGAACGGCUAUCGAGGCGAUCAGCAAAGCCUUCGACGAUGAUUCAGCGCUGCUCAAACACGAGCUGGCGUACUGUCUGGGCCAGAUGCAAGACGCCCAGGCGCUGGACAUACUCAGCAAGGUGCUAAGGGACACAACUCAGGAGCCAAUGGUGCGGCACGAGGCGGCGGAGGCCAUGGGAGCCAUCGGUCACCCCGAUGUGCUGCCCAUUUUGGAGGAGUACAAGCUAGACCCGGUGGUGGAGGUGGCCGAGACGUGCGCCAUAGCUCUGGACCGGGUGCGCUGGCUACAGAGCGGCCAGAAGGUGGACGACAACAAUCCCUACGCCUCGGUGGAUCCAUCACCGCCGGCAGCAGGAGCUAAGAGCGUGGCGGAACUCAAGACCAUAUAUCUGGACGCCAAACAGAGCCUGUUCGAUCGUUAUAGAGCCAUGUUCAGCCUUCGCAACCUGCGCACCGAGGAGAGUGUCCUGGCCAUUGCCGAGGGACUCAAGGACUCGUCCGCCCUAUUCCGUCACGAGGUGGCCUUUGUUUUGGGACAACUCCAAGAACCCUGCAGCAUUCCGUACCUGCAGGAGAACCUCGAGGACCGUCAGGAGAACGAGAUGGUGCGCCACGAGUGUGCCGAGGCCCUGGGGGCCAUUGCCACCGAGGACUGCAUUCAGAUCCUGAAUCGUUAUGCGGAGGACGACAAGCGCGUGGUUAAGGAGAGCUGCGUCAUUGCCUUGGACAUGUGCGAGUAUGAGAACAGCCCGGAGUUCCAGUACGCCGACGGCCUGACGAAGCUGGACGGCACCAAGUAGCGUGAAUUGUGUAUUAUUUGCAUCUUCUGACUGUAUAUACUAUUUGUUAAUUUGUAUUGUUUAUCUCUCGCAGAGAUUGCCCGGAUUUAAUCUUAUCAGAAUUAUAAAACGAAAUUGAAACGUGA
Messenger RNA from Drosophila serrata, 1117 nucleotides. It is a transcript of the gene nero, whose product is annotated as deoxyhypusine hydroxylase nero. Gene Ontology annotation, biological process: peptidyl-hypusine biosynthetic process. The record is from RefSeq and is a predicted model, not a curated record. Gene Ontology annotation, molecular function: deoxyhypusine monooxygenase activity. NCBI's taxonomy places the organism in Eukaryota, Metazoa, Arthropoda, Insecta, Diptera, Drosophilidae.